Molecule: messenger RNA, 5591 nt
Organism: Hemibagrus wyckioides
Lineage: Eukaryota; Metazoa; Chordata; Actinopteri; Siluriformes; Bagridae
Gene: nrp1a
Product: neuropilin 1a
Exons: 17
Coding region: 612-3380 (922 amino acids)
Biological process (GO): angiogenesis; vascular endothelial growth factor signaling pathway; axon guidance
Cellular component (GO): membrane
Molecular function (GO): semaphorin receptor activity; vascular endothelial growth factor receptor activity
Source: RefSeq, a predicted model, not a curated record
AGUUUAGGAGGGGUGUGAGUGUGUGUAUGUGUAUGUGUGUGUGUGUCUUGUGUGCAUAUGUGUGUGUGUGUAUCGCUCGGCUUUAAGACGCUGUCAUGGCAGUGCAGUGUGCCAGAUGUGUGUGUCACUAGCUCGCCUCUGGUCAGAUAGUUAGGACUCGGCGUACAGCGCGGAGGCUCUCGCUUCGUCCGGCCGCUUUUGAACCGAUAUCCACAGGCAGACCAACGUCGUCUGCGCACACACUUUUCUCUUAAAGGAGGAUUACGCUCAUCAUUGGAGACAAGAGUGAUCGCUGUGUGUUUGCUGUGCUUGUUGAACAGGCUCCGUGUCUCCCUGCUGAAGGAAAUGGCUAGUCGGGAGAGGGAGAGAGGCGCGCGCCGGCUCCACAGCGCAGGAAACCGGAGCUGAACGCACGCGCGCGCGGCGCCCUGUAGCUACUUCACCCGCUUCUUCAGCUGAUUUUUUUUUUUAUUUCUGUUUCCUUCGAUCAAAACGACGCUCCAGGGAGCGGAUUUUACCACAGAGGAUUCUUCUUACUUUCGAUUUUUUCAAGUUUGUUUUUUUUGUAUUUUUUUUAUUUCCAAAAAAUAACUAAACACAAGGACGCGAGGAUGCAUGUUGGAUUAGCGCUGAUCCUCUUAACGGGAAUCUUUGUCAAAGCGAGAGCUAUCAAACCUGUUCCAGACCAAUGUGGGGGAAACAUCCGGAUCAACAGUGCCAACUACCUGACCUCCCCGGGAUACCCGACCUCGUACCUGCCGUCGCAGCGGUGUGUGUGGGUGAUUACGGCUCCAGCACCGCACCAGCGCAUCCUCAUCAACUUCAACCCGCACUUCGACCUGGAGGACCGCGAGUGCAAAUACGACUACGUAGAAGUGAGGGAUGGAGUCGAUGAGAGCGGUCAGCUGGUGGGCAAGUACUGUGGGAAAAUCGCUCCUUCUCCUGUAGUGUCCUCCGGUAACCAACUCUUCAUCAAGUUUGUGUCAGACUAUGAGACACACGGCGCUGGAUUCUCCAUCCGUUACGAGAUUUUCAAAUCAGGUCCAGAAUGCUCAAGAAACUUCACCUCUAAAAGUGGAAUCAUCAAGUCACCUGGUUUUCCAGAGAAGUAUCCCAAUAACCUGGACUGCACCUUUAUGAUCUUCGCCCCAAAAAUGUCUGAAAUCAUCCUGGAGUUUGAGAGCUUUGAGCUGGAACCUGACACCCAGCCAACCGCCGGGGUCUUCUGCCGUUAUGACCGUGUGGAGAUCUGGGACGGUGUCCCUGGAGUUGGCCCGUACAUCGGCCGGUAUUGUGGGCAGAACACUCCAGGCCGAAUUAUCUCCUACACUGGAAUAUUGGCAUUGACAAUCAACACGGACAGUGCUAUCGCAAAGGAGGGAUUCUCCGCUAACUUCACUGUAAUGGAGAGGACUGUACCCGAGGAUUUUGACUGCAUGGAGCCAUUGGGUGUAGAGUCCGGUGAGAUUCCCUCAGAGCAGAUUGAGGCCUCGUCAGAGUAUAAUCCCAACUGGUCUGCACAGCGUUCCAGACUCAAUAACUUUGAAAAUGGCUGGACACCACUGGAAGACUCCAACAAAGAAUGGAUCCAGGUUGAUCUGGGUUUCCUGCGCUUCGUCUCAGCCAUCGGGACUCAGGGCGCCAUCUCUCAAGAAACCAAUAAAAAGUACUAUGUGAAGUCGUACAAGGUGGACGUGAGCUCCAACGGGGAAGACUGGAUCACACUGAAGGAAGGCUCCAAGCAAAAGGUUUUCCUGGGCAACACCAACCCCACAGAUGUCGUGAAGACCUUGCUGCCCAAACCCACGCUGACACGCUUCAUCCGGAUCCGACCCUACACGUGGGAGACGGGCAUUGCUCUGCGCUUUGAAGUGUACGGGUGUAAGAUCUCAGAAUACCCAUGUUCAGGCAUGCUGGGAAUGGUCUCAGGUCUAAUCGCCGAUGAUCAGAUCACCGUUUCCUCACACACGGACCGUAGCUGGGUGGCGGAGAACGCUCGGUUACUGACCAGCCGCUCAGGGUGGACUCUACUACCCCAACCACAGUCAUACAUGGAUGAAUGGCUUCAGGUGGACCUGGGUCAGGAGAAACUAGUGCGUGGACUGAUCAUCCAGGGAGGGAAGCACCGCGAGAACAAGGUCUUUAUGAAGAAGUUCCGUUUGGCCUACAGCAACAACAGCUCCGACUGGAAGAUGGUGAUGGAGGCCAACAGCAACAAACCCAAGCUUUUCGAGGGGAAUAUGAACUACGAUACGCCAGUAUUGAGGACAGUGGAGCCCAUCUUGACACGCUUUAUUAGAGUUUAUCCAGACAGAGGUACACCAGUAGGCAUGGGGUUGAGACUAGAGCUGCUGGGCUGUGAGUUUAAAGCACCCACAGUGCCUCCCACCCUGCCCGUCCCUCCGACCACACCAUCUGACGAGUGCGAUGAUGAAGCCAACUGUCACAGUGGAACAGGUGAUGACUACGAACAUACAGGUGGCACUACUGUUCCUGAGACCACUACAGAGAUGAGCCCAUUACCAGCUUUCUUGUGGUUUGCGUGUGACUUUGGCUGGGCAAACAACCCCUCGUUCUGUGGCUGGACGUCUGAGGGAGGCAGCUACCGGUGGCAGAUUCAGUCCAGUGGCACGCCCACACUAAACACUGGCCCCAGUAUGGACCACACAGGUGGCUCUGGAAACUUCAUCUACACCCUAGCGACUGGAGCGCAGAAGAAAGAAGUGGCACAGCUCGUCAGUCCGGCUGUUUUGGGUCAGGAAUCAGAUCUGUGUCUCUCCUUCUGGUAUCACAUGUUUGGCUCACACAUUGGCACACUGCACAUCAAGCAGCGUCACAAGAGCGGCAGCGAAACAGCAGAUGUGUUGCUCUGGACUGUCAGUGGACAUCAGGGCAACCGCUGGAGGGAGGCCCGGGUGCUGAUCCCACAUUCAAGCAAACCCUUCCAGGUGGUGAUAGAGGGUGUAGUGGAAGGACAGAGCUUGGGAGACAUCGCUGUGGACGACAUUAAAAUCCUGGAAAUCAACACAGGGGACUGCAAAGACCCAGAUGUCCCUACAGAACCAAUGCUACCUGAAGACUUCAGUAAAUUCCCUGUGGACAUCACCAACUUCCCGAAGAUUGUCGAGAACAAAGAGCUCAGCGGAACAGGGAACAUGCUGAAUACUCUGGACCCCAUCCUGAUUACCAUCAUCGCCAUGAGCGCACUGGGCGUCUUCCUGGGUGCCAUCUGCGGAGUGGUGCUCUACUGUGCCUGCUCUCACGGCUCCAUGGCCGACAGGAACUUAUCAGCCCUGGAGAACUAUAACUUUGAGCUGGUGGAUGGUGUCAAGCUAAAGAAGGACAAGCUUAAUUCACAGAACUCAUACUCAGAAGCAUGAGGCGCCAACCAAUUAGAGGACACCUCUCCUCAGGGAGGCGGGCUAAAAAAAAAUAUAGACUGACGGCGCUCUCCCAUUGGAUGAGGACAAAGCUCUGAGGUUCUGAGAACCAAUGGGAGGAGAACUGGGACUGAGCCGUGCUUUUCUCAGGAGCUGCAGUGAACAGAACCUACCAGUAGGGGACACUGUGUACAAAAACAUUGAAUUUGAGGUUGAAGGAGAUGGAAAAAAACAAAAAAAAACAAAAAAGAAUAUGUACAGAGGAUUUAGAUGAUUAUUUUAAUUUUUUUAUUUUAUUAUUUUUUAUUAUUUUUUAGUUGCUCAUUUUUACAAUCGGAUGCUGGUGUUGAGACCAAUAUAUGAAAAUGUUAUACGUAUUUAUCUUUUCUUUUUCUUUGUCUGGGAGGACAUUUUUAAUUUUUUUUUUUUUGUUUAAAGGAGAUGUGUUAAAAAAAUCCAAAAUGAACCAUGUCUGUUAACCCAUAAUGGGACACGUAUCUGGGGGUGUGGUUCAGUCAGUGCCUUUGGUACAUCUUUCUUGGCCUCAUUUGUUGAUUUGUAAAAAAAAAAAAAAAUUCUUUCAUCCCUUUAGUUCUGGAUCAAAAACAAACACACACACAAACAAAGGAAGAAAAAGAAAAAAAAAACAAAUAUUUUGGUCACAUGACCCUGCAAACAUGACCCGGUUUAUUCAUUGCGCUUUAAUGUUAAGAGCCCACAUAUUGUACAUACAGUAAGUUUUAAUAUAUUUUAUUGCCCUUUUGAACGAAAAUGAGUUAAAAGGACAAAAAAAGAAGCUGCAGUAUCCCUUUUUUCUUUGGUGUUGUAAAUACAAUCGUCUGACUGUUUUGUGAAGGUGAAAACGUGUGCUUUCCGUCAUGUUCGGUUACUUUAUCACAUUUCCCAGAAAUGCAGCUCAAUAUGUUAAACGCUGAUGGUUCACACACAUAAACACAAAUACAAACACGCGCACACACACACACACACACUGACACUCGUUCUCUGACAAGUUACACGCUCCAUGGAUCAUGGAUGAGGCUCUACGAGUGCUUACACUUCACCUAGAUCUCCCAGGCAUUUCCAAUUUAUGGAAACGUUCACGCACAUGUCAGCCAUACAUGAUCACUAGGUCUUAAGAUCUUAGGCUUAAAAAAAAAAAUAAAAAAUCAGGUGUAACAUGAUCUCUUUUUCUGUUUCUCUUGAAAGCUAUGUUUUGAAUGUUAGCCAUCAUGUCAGAAAAGAACAUAUCAUCAUCAUAAUCCUCCUGCAUUUAAAAUAAUCCUCUCACCUCAAAUGCACUUUGUCGCCAUCUGUUUUACAUAAAACCUGUGAAUGGGAGGUUUAUUUUAUUUCAUUUCUUAUUUUUUUCAAGAAUGGUGCUAUUGUUUUUGUCUUUGGCGAACCAUAGUAGCACAUCUCUCUUCGCUGGCCUUGUUUUUCUGAACUGCGCCCAUCCUCCUCAUUCCUCGCUGAUGUCACACGUGGUUGGUUGGUGAACGAUGUCAUCACAUCACCAUGACUUUUGCCUUGUGUAUGAUUUAAUACAAGAACCAUCACCUUGGCCCUUGCAUCUGUACCAAAGGACUGUUACAUCAAAUCACACAGGGCUGCAUACAUACAGUACAUGCAACACACAUACAUGUGCAUCAGCUCAGCUUUGUAUAAGGCACUGGACUUAGAACAGCAUAACGGACUGAUUCAAUAUCUAAAACAUUUAAUGCUGGCUUGUCAUUCAACAUCAUGCAAUGAAAUAAAAACCUAAGAACUUCAUAUCACAUGUAGUAUAACCCAGAGCACUCCAUCUCACUCCCUUUCUCUUCUCUCUUUCUCUCUCACACACACACACACACACACACACACCUAAACUGACUCAUAUUUUAAAGGUUUCUUGGUAUGUUUCUGUGCUGUGCUGUGUUCUGUGGCAAACACGUUCUCUAUUCAUUUAUCUCCAGUAGUUUGCAAUGCCAUGACCCCGUUUCUCAAUGCUACGUGUGGGUUAGCUGAAGCUAAAGGCGGACUAUAGCUUCAGUAAGGUUUAAUGAAGAAAGCAUACUGUAGCAUCAAGAAGAAAAAAAAAGAAAAAUGUUGCACUGAUAGAUAUAUUUAAAGAGGUUUAUGUGUUUAUAGCAUUCAUUUGUAAAAAACAAAAUCUUCAUUAAAAAAAAGGACAGUGUUCAUUUUUUUAUAGUUUCAGAAUAUGUAAAAAAUAAU